Molecule: messenger RNA, 3659 nt
Organism: Alexandromys fortis (reed vole)
Lineage: Eukaryota; Metazoa; Chordata; Mammalia; Rodentia; Cricetidae
Gene: Znf565
Product: zinc finger protein 565
Exons: 5
Coding region: 361-1704 (447 amino acids)
Biological process (GO): regulation of transcription by RNA polymerase II
Cellular component (GO): nucleus
Molecular function (GO): DNA-binding transcription factor activity, RNA polymerase II-specific
Source: RefSeq, a predicted model, not a curated record
AUUGCGGCCGCCUCUUCUUGUGUUUUGGGGUUUCUUUGGGUAGAUUGUCGUCAUUUGGACCCAAAAAAGUUCACAUCUGGUGGGAUGUUCGGAGUGGGGGCUUUCUCUUUGAUACUUCACGGACGCUAUAGAAACAGACCUAGCCCAAACUCCAAGGUAAAAGGACAACAUCUUGUCCGUGGCUGGUGGGGUUCUGGACUACGCUUCCCAGAGCCCUUAGCGAGCUGACUUUGUACCUCAACUUGGUGGACUCUUUAGCUUUGGCAGAACCGGACGCGCGCGCGCGCGUUCUAGAAGACCGUAGGACUCUUCACUUAUCCAAAAAGAGAAAUCAGAGUAUUCCAGGUAGUUCUGAAUGCUAUGGCCCUUCAGGAAACGGUGACCUUCAGGGAUGUGGCCGUGGAGCUCUCGGAGGAAGAAUGGCAGUGUAUGGACCCUGCCCAGAAGGACCUGUACAGAGAUGUGACUCUGGAGAGCUUCAGUCACCUGCGCUCACUAGGACUUGUCUUUUCUAAGCCUGAGGUCAUCCUCUUAUUGGAGCAGGGGAAAGAGCCAUGGAUGGUUACAGAUUAUAUGACAAGGCCUUGGCAGCCAGGCGUGGCAUCGAGGGCUGAUAGAGUUUCACAGCAAGGACUUUUGGAAAUAGAGUCCUUUAAAAGGGAGGAAGUGAAGAGCUUUCAAAGCUGUGGCCUUGAGGACUCCCAUGGCACAGAGGACCGGGCAUGCAGAACCCAGUUUGAGAGACAGCCAUGGAGUCAGGAGUGCCAUCUCAAGCCAGUGGAAAUCCCCUAUGGAAGCAUGCCUGCUUUCAAGCCACGCACAUCCGCCGCCCUGUUACAUCAGAGCCGCAGGACUCAGGAGAAACCGCUCGAAGGCAGCGACUACGGGAAAACAUUUAGCCAGGCCCCACCCCAUAUGCAGCACCAGAAGACUCCUGCUGCUGAAAAGCCUUUUGAGUGUAAGGAGUGCGGGAAAGCUUUUGGGCGAGCCUCACACCUCGUUGAGCAUCAGAGAAUCCAUACAGGUGAGAAACCCUACGUUUGUAAAGACUGCGGGAAGGCUUUUUUUCGUAGUUCCCAGCUGACUGUGCACUGGAGAACUCACACGGGGGCUAGGCCCUAUCAGUGUAGAGACUGUGGAAAGACCUUCAGACAGCACUCACAGCUCACCGUGCACCAGCGAAUCCACACCGGGGAGAAGCCCUACAAAUGUAAGGACUGUGGGAAGGGUUUUAUCUAUAGCUCAGAAGUCACUCGCCAUCAAAGAAUUCAUUCUGGGGAAAAACCUUAUGAAUGUAAGGAAUGUGAGAAAGCCUUCAGACAGCACGCACAGCUCAAGCGACAUCAGACCGUUCAUACUGUUGACAGACCCUUUGAAUGUAAGGACUGCGGAAAGGCCUUUAGUCGGGGUUCAUACCUCAUUCAACACCAGAGAAUUCACACAGGGGACAAGCCUUAUGAAUGUAAGGAGUGUGGGAAAGCCUUCAUUCGUGUUUCCCAGCUGACUCACCACCAGAGGAUCCACACCUAUGAGAAACCCUACAUAUGCCGGGAGUGUGGCAUGGCUUUCAUUCGCAGCUCACAGCUGACCGAACAUCAGCGAAUUCACCCUGGAAUCAAACCUUAUGAAUGUAGAGAAUGUGGGCAGGCCUUUAUCCGUGGCUCACAGCUCAUCAACCACUAUCAACAAGUUCACACUGACUAGAGGGUUCUGGGAUACUUGUGCACUCUGCAGAGAUGUAUCGCUGUGAUUGUUGCAAUAAAAAGCUGAAUGACCAAUAGCUACACAGGAGGUACGGGUGGGAUUUCCGGGGAGAGAAAGGGAGAAGAGGAGGAAGCUAGACACACAGGAGACGCCAGGAGACAGAGAGGACGCAGAAGGUGCAAAAUGGAAGAGAGGUAAUGCCAUGUGAUAGAACGUAGAUUAAUAGACAUGGGUUAGUUUAACUUAUAAGAGCUAGUUAGGAACAAGCCUAAACUAAAGGCCGAUCUUUCAUAAUUAAUAAGAAGUCUCUGUAUCAUCUGGGAGCAGGCCGGCAGGACAGAAAAGGACUUGCUACCCUAAAGUCCUAAACAUCAGUUGCAGAGACAAGCCUUUUCGCAAAGUUCACAUCUGGCCAGAGGUGUAUCGCCCCCAGUGUGACUAAUGUCAGAAAAAGUUCAUUCAUCUCCUCUGUUAAAGGGAUCAGAAAACUCAGUGCCAGCAGACAGACCCAGUGAGUAUGGGAAUUCACUUCGCCUAGCUCGAUGGUUACUAAGCGUCAGCAAACCUGUGCUAAAAAUAGCUUCAUAUGAACAUAGAAAAAAUCUCUGAUUGCCUCUCAAAAUAUGUUCAAUUUCUGAGAAUCCCAAAUAGACCGUGAUCCUGAUUAGAUUUGAUUUGGUGUGCUGACUAGUGCCUGUGCCUUUUGGUCGGUGUUGCAAAGACCUUGACAUUGCUCCCACUGAUUAGUGAAUUUCGCAAUUUUGACUCUCCUUUUUACUUCCUUGUUUUUUAUUUUGUUUUUUUGAGACAGGGUCUCAUUUAACCUUGGCUGGUAUCAAAAUUAUGUAGCUGAAGAUGACUUUGAACCCCUGAUCCUUCUCUCUGCACCUCCCAAAUUCUGGGAUUACAGGCUUGCGCUGCCAUGCCAGCUAACUUGGGGUUUGUUUUUUUGUUUGGUUGGUUUUGUUGUUUUGUUUGUUUUAGGGUUUGUUUGUUUUGUUUUUUGUUUUUUUGUUUUGUUUUGUUUUGUUUUUUUGAGGCAGGGUUUCCCUGUGUAGCCCUGGCGGUCCUGGAACUCAUUCUGUAGACCAGGCUGUCCUCAAACUCACAGAGAUUUGCCUGCCAAGUGCUGGGAUUAAAGGUGUGCACCACCGCUGUUCAGCUGAUUGUUUGUUUUGUUUUUAAGAAAGUGUCACUUACCUUGUAGAAGGCCUCCAUGUUGUAAUUUAACAUGCAUCUCUCUCUGGCAUUUCCUACAACUGGGAGCUAAGGUUUUAGAGAUUUAGCCAGAUGUGGUGGCACAUGCCUUUAAUCCCUCUGAAGCACUCUGAAGGCAGAGGCAAUUGGUCCAGGCCAGCCAAGGCUAUAAAGUGAAACCCUGUCUCCAAAAGGGAGUGGGCACUGAAGCGAUGGCCAAUCAUUAAGAGCAUCCCUUGCUCUUGCAGAAAGCCUGAGUUUGGUUCCCAGCAUUGUGGCUCACAACCAUCCAUAACUCCAGUUACGGGAACCCAACACCCCCUUCUGGCUCUGCAGGCACCAGCAUGUACUUGGUGCUCAUCAAUUUAUGUAGACAGAAUAUUUUUUUAGUUUUUUGUUUGUGUGUUUAAAAUAGUUUUUUGGGGGGUUCUCAUUUCAGGAUAGGGUUUCUCUGUGUAGCUUUGGAGCCUGUCCUGGAACUCAGUCUGUAGUCCCCCUGCCUCUACCCUCCUAGUGCUGGGAUUAAAGGUGUGUGCCACCGCUGCUCAACCAUCUGCCAUCUUCAUAAUGCUUUAACAUGGUCACAAUCCUGGAGCCCACCAAAGGGCUAUUUAAUUAAAUAGUAAAGUUUUAAUCAUCAACCUUAAGUGAUUCCAUCAUCCCCAUCCCCAGAAGCCCAAGGAUAUUGGGAAGGAUGGAUGUCCAACCUUUUUUUCAUGCCUUGGUCUUUCUGGUGACCAGCCCCAUCUAUCUAUCUA